Drosophila arizonae is the source of this 391-nucleotide messenger RNA. RefSeq lists its product as uncharacterized. The record is from RefSeq and is a predicted model, not a curated record. Lineage: Eukaryota; Metazoa; Arthropoda; Insecta; Diptera; Drosophilidae. Gene Ontology annotation, molecular function: protein binding.
UAGCUCAGAGAAAAGCGUGACUCAUUCUGCUAGAGUGCUAAAAACCUUUUAGCAUGCCUUCGUUUCGCAUCUUAUCGAAAUUAUCGUUGCUUCUUCUACUGGUCAUCUGUGUGGCAUCUGUGCUCUGCGUCUUCUCUCUGCCGGUCUUCGAGUACUCGAGCAGUCGCUGCAAGGGCCUGGACGACUGUGAUCCCUUCCAGCCCAUUUGUGCCACAUAUACGAAUGAGCAUCAGUUCUUCUACAGCCACUGCGAUAUGUUGCGCGAGAUCUGCCUAACUGGCAAAGAUUGGAAAAUUGACUUUUUGAGCCAUUGCAAUGUUAGCAAGCUUUAACUAUACCACAGCCGACUGAUUGCUUGUUAGCCACGCUCUUCAAGACUGAUAUAUGUAUA